This is a messenger RNA of Fusarium sp. VM40, 462 nucleotides long. NCBI's taxonomy places the organism in Eukaryota, Fungi, Ascomycota, Sordariomycetes, Hypocreales, Nectriaceae. The record is from the annotation of a GenBank genome assembly.
AUGGCCGAGCAGAGACCACCUUUCCCUCCCUUCAGCAGGGAGAGUGCGCAUGUCAAGGUUAAGGCAGCCCAAGACGGAUGGAACUCCCAAAAUCCAUCAAAAGUCAAGAUGGCUUAUACUCCUGAUUCCAUCUGGCGCAAUCGCGACACCUUUGUCAAGGGCCGUGCCGAGAUUGAGCAGUUCUUGACUGAUAAAUGGAACCGCGAGCACAAGUAUAUACUGCGAAAAGAGCUGUUUGCUUUUGAUAACGACAAGAUUGCUGUCCAAUUUUGGUAUGAAUUUCAUGACGAUGAUGGUCAGUGGUGGCGAUGCUAUGGACUCGAGGAUUGGACUUUUGACGAGAAUGGACUGAUGAAGAAGAGGCAAAUGAGUGGAAACAACGUCAAGAUCAACGAGGAGGAGCGUUGGUUCAAGGAUGGCGUGGAUGUCAACACUGUGGACAUUGGACCUGAGCAUUGGUAA